Molecule: messenger RNA, 2626 nt
Organism: Rhododendron vialii
Lineage: Eukaryota; Viridiplantae; Streptophyta; Magnoliopsida; Ericales; Ericaceae
Product: condensin complex subunit 2
Exons: 13
Coding region: 294-2312 (672 amino acids)
Biological process (GO): mitotic chromosome condensation
Cellular component (GO): condensin complex
Molecular function (GO): chromatin binding
Source: RefSeq, a predicted model, not a curated record
AAUUGGAGUACUAGCAAACGAAAAGAAAAGAAAAAGAAUUCACCUGGGGGCACUCACAUGCUACAAAAACCCUUCCCCUUCCCAUUCAAAACAAAGAGGCGGGAAAAGCAAAAUUUCACCCGCAGAGCUUCCCCAUUCCCCCAACCUCACAAAAAACCUCUUCGAAUUCUCACCCAUCCUCAAUAAACUCUUCACAAAAUCACCAAUUCGAGUUUCGCAAACCCUAGAUCUGACCAAACUUCCGGUCAACAAAAAAAAAAAAAAAAAAAAUCUCCGCUUUCCAAACCCUCAGUAUGGCCGAAACCCUAACCCCCAAUCCAACGACUGCUCAGAAGCAGAGGUCUGUCAUAACCUCUCGCCUCCACUCUCCCAUCAAAAGCCCCUUCUUUUUAGGCUCCAAUGACGACAGGCUCGAACGAGAGCAGGCGCGCGCCGCCCGUGCUGCUGCGGCGAAACGGAAAGCCGCCGCCGCCCCACCACAGCCUCCGCCCGAUGAUUGUCUCGACAAGCAGCAGAUUCUCGAGUUGUUCCAGAACUGCAUUAAACUCGCCAGUGAAAAUAAAAUAAACCAAAAGAAUACGUGGGAGCUGAGCCUGAUAGAUCACCUGUGUGAUAUAAUUAAGGUGGAACAAGAAGAUGACGCCGAAACAAAUUUUCAAAAGGCAAGUUGUACGCUGGAAGCUGGAGUUAAGAUUUACUCGAUGAGGGUGGAUUCGGUGCAUUCGGAGGCAUAUAAGGUCCUUGGAGGGAUUAAUCGAGUGGGACAAGAAAAUGAACAAGAUAACGUGGUGGAGGAUGGCAAUGCCAACAACGGGCAAGAGGGAGGAAAUUCUAAGAAAGAGCAAGAGAGGAAGGUGUCCCCGUUAUCCACAUUGGAAUCGUCGUUCGAGGCUCUUAAUGUGAAGAAAUUUGAUGUUGCAUUUGCGGUGGAUCCUCUCUAUCACCAGACAUCUGCCCAGUUUGAUGAAGGUGGGGCCAAGGGUCUCCUACUGAAUAACCUUGGAGUAUAUGGAAACUGUCGGGUGCUUUUUGAUUCAUUGGAAGUCCCAGGGAAGUGCAUGAUAUCUGCAAAUGCACAUGACAAAUUAGACACAAUUGAUCUUUCUUUUGCUAAAGAUUACAUAGAACGCAUGGUGUUGAACAUGCGCCCAAAUGAUGAAAUCUCUCCAACACUGAGGGAAAUAGUUGAUCAAUUUGACGAAAAUAGUAGAAGACCAUCAGAUACAUUUUCUUCUGGCCAGAAAUCGGCAGAGCAAGUUUAUGAAGGCGGUAGUAAUAGUAAUGGUGCUGAGUUUGAUGGUGAUGCAUAUGACAACUGUGGAACGUGCUUCGAUCAUGAUGAUCAAGCAAGUGUGGUUGGUGAAGAUUGUUAUGGUGGAGAUCCAACUUUACCAAGUCAUUAUCAGGAAAAUGAACAAUUUGAUGAUUUUCAUGAGCCUGACAUGGAUGGCAGGUUUGAGAAAGUUGAUGGGUAUUUGUUUUUAAGUUUGGGUUUUACUUCAAGACAAAAUGCUUGGGCAGGUCCUGAUCAUUGGAAGUAUCGGAAGGCAAAAGGUUCAGAGGAUCCUCCCACAGAAAAUGGGUCACCGUUAACAACAAAGAAACCGAGGAAUAAAAAACUAGCAGAUUUUGACAUUGACUUUACAAAAGCAUUGGACAAUGAGAUGUCUGAUGUCUUUGCUCCUCCUAAGAAUCCCAAGUCAAUACUGCUGCCAGUAAAUCGAGCACCUUGUAACACUACACUUCCAGAAGAUUGCCAUUAUCAACCUGAGGAUCUUGUCAAGUUAUUUCUUCUACCAAAUGUUACGUGCCUUGGGAGAAGGGGAAGAAAGUCAUCUGAAGAAUGGAGUCAACAUAGAGAUGAUUAUGGACCAUUGCCGACGUGGGAUGAUGAAAAUGAAUUUGGCGGUCAAUUUGAUGAUGGAGAUGCUCAUAGUGAUGUGGAGGACUCGAACACACUUGUUUCUCAGCCUCGUCAGGUGAAUAAGAUUGAAGUAAAGUAUGAUAAAGCUUCUAAACAAGUUGACGUUCAAGCACUGAAAGAAACUCUUUGGGACCAUAUCCGAGAGUUUACUCAAACAUCUGUUCAGGGGCAGGAAGAAGAAACAGUAUCUUUCAAGCAUUUGUUGGCCUGCUUUCCAAACGACUGCAGGGCGGCUGCAUCACUCGAGGAUAUCUCUCCCCAUUUGUGCUUCAUAUGCGUAUUGCAUUUAGCCAAUGAGCAUGGAUUGAGCAUCCGUGGCUGUACCAACAUGGAUGAUCUCAGCAUACACGUUCCUCACAAAGAUACGGCGUCGAGUGCUGAUAUUUGAUUCCUCCAUUUAUCCAUGUUCUUUUUGUGCUUUUGACCUUGUACGUGUUCUAGUUGGGGCUGUUGCUCCAUGUGUUAAUCAGGCUCUGUAGUUAUCCUCUAGUUAGUGCAAAGAUAUUUAGAAAUCUCACGAAUGUCACUGUUGUACCGUCAAUAUUGUCCAAAAUCUUGUGCAUGUGUUGCCGACUACCAUUUUGUCCAUUUGUGUUCCUUUUACAGCAGAAUUGUGCCAAUGAUUUCUUGAACACUUCACGUUCUUAUGUAUAGUUUGUGAAGAUCCCUUUAAUAUCUAAUUGCCUUACAGUUUCCAGCAAA